Molecule: messenger RNA, 525 nt
Organism: Saccostrea cuccullata (small rock oyster)
Lineage: Eukaryota; Metazoa; Mollusca; Bivalvia; Ostreida; Ostreidae
Product: isonocardicin synthase-like
Exons: 2
Coding region: 1-525 (174 amino acids)
Source: RefSeq, a predicted model, not a curated record
AUGCUCCUCGGUCUCUUUGUGGAUCAAAGAAUAACCGAUAACAAAGUCAUUGUGCAUUUCUGUCCAUUUGAGAAAUCAGAAAAACUGUAUUUCAUGAACCAACAAUCAUCGCAUGAGGAACUCUGUUCCCCGCCACAGGGCUGGGAAAUUGAUGACGCCUUUGACCUCAUGCUGAGCUGUGGUGAAGAAAGAAUCAGAGAUUACACCAUCAAAUUCAUGGCGUCCGCUUAUGUAAAGAAAACCAGACUGUAUGACCCAGCUUGCUCAACUGGAGUUUUCCUGUCCACACUCAAAAAGGUAUUUCCCGACAGUUACACAAUCGGUCAAGAUCUGAACAGACUGAUGACAGAAAUUUACCGCCAAAGGGUUGAUGAGGUGCAUUGUGGGAAUGCUAUGGAACGAAAAAUAGAACCUGGAACGGCUUACUACUGUUUUGUUCGUUUUCAAAACUCGGAAGUCUUGAAGUCAACAGAGGCAGAGGAUCUGUUGUCGGCGCUCCUCCCAACCGUGAAAAAGGGUGGGUAA